ACGCGGGCAGGGCUUGCCCAUCGGCACCAGCCUCCCCAGGCCCAUGAGCAGUGGCUAGCUGCUGGGCAGGGCGCACACCGGCUCCCCUCACUGCUUUCUGGAUUAGCUGCUGCUCCCGGGAUUGCCAUCACAGAAGAGCUUGAUGGCGGGAUCUUGUGAGAUCAGCAACAUCUUCUCUAACUACAUCAGCGCUAUGUACCAGCCGGACGAAGUGCAGCCGACCCUGGACAUGCUGGGACACCUUGGGGACGACAGCACGCUGGGGCUGAGCCUCCCCACUAGCCAGCCCCUGGCACAGAGCACAGACAAGCCGGAGUGGUUCAGUGAGCUCCCGUACUUCUGGACCAAGGUGCAGGUGCUGGAGUGGAUCAGCUACCACGUGGAGAAGAACAAGUACGAUGCCAGCUCCAUCGACUUCUCCUGCUGCAACAUGGAUGGGCAUGCACUCUGCCACUGCACCAGGGACCAGAUGCGCCUCAUCUUUGGGCCCCUGGGGGACGAACUCUACGACCGCCUGCAUGAGAUCACAUCCGACGAACUGAACUGGAUCAUUGACUUGCUGGAAAAAGAGGAUGUGACUUCCCAAGACACCCUCCUGGACUCUAGACACCUGGAGCUGGGAAAUCCCUGUGCCAAUGACUCCCUGGAGGACAUGAAGCCCACAAACCCUUUCCUAUCCACAGACUUCACCUGCUUGGCUGGUGCCAUGUCCCCAGGCAGCUCUGAUGUCUCAGGGCCUGUGAUGUCCCACAGCCCCAACUCCCAGGACUCCGGUGGAAGUGACCUUGACCUCGACCCUGUGGAAGCAAAGCUCUUCCCUGACAAUGGCUUUGCAGGGAGCAAGAAAGGGGACAGCAAACAUGGCAAGCGGAAACGGGGACGGCCCCGAAAACUCAGCAAGGAGAGCAGAGACUGCCUGGAGAGCCGGAAGAGCAAGCACUCCCCAAGAGGUACCCACCUGUGGGAGUUCAUCCGGGACAUCCUGAUCCACCCAGAGCUGAAUGAGGGGCUGAUGAAGUGGGAGGACCGGCGGGAGGGUGUCUUCAAGUUCCUGCGCUCGGAGGCGGUGGCUCAGCUCUGGGGCCAGAAGAAGAAAAACAGCAGCAUGACCUACGAGAAGCUGAGCCGAGCCAUGCGGUAUUACUACAAACGAGAGAUCCUGGAGAGAGUCGAUGGGCGACGGCUGGUGUACAAGUUUGGGAAGAACUCCAGCGGCUGGAAGGAGGAGGAGGUGCUCAACAGGAACAAGGAGCUGUAGGAGUCCUGGAUGAGCCGGGGUCUGACAAGCCCCUUGGGGCCAGCCCCGUGCUGAGCUCCUGAUAGGAAAUUUUGCCUGCGGCUGUAUCUGGAAGCUGCUGCCCUGUGCAGCGUGUGGAACUCCGACCCUUGCAUGAGCACGCUCGUGCGUGCUGGUGUUUAAAGCUAAUAUUUUGGCUCCGGUAGGCUAUUGUAAACCGUUACUUCCCUCGCUGGAUUCGUACCUCUGACUGGAGUCGCAGUGACUUCGGCUGUUUCAAAGCCUGGACAAAUGCAAAGGGGAAGAGAAGUUCAAGUGGCAGCUGGCACGCAGUGAGAGCCCAGCAGGUCUCCUGCUGUCACCCACCUCCUGCCCGGGAAAGAGGGGCAGCACCACCAUCUCACCUGUGAUCGGACAGCUAUGGGGUCCUCCCCUAUCACUGCUUGCGCCAUGCUGAAGGCGCUCACCGUCCUGUUUGCUCUGCGUGGGAUGGGUGAGGCCCCCCCCCGUGCAGCAGCUUCUUAGGGUAGCACCUGCUGAGAGAAGAUGGGAACAUUGUGGAGCUUUACUCUAGCCCUGGAGAGCCCUCAGGAGGGAGAGGACUGGGGACAGCAGGGCUGCUCUGCAUUUCCAGCCCAGCUGCCUGUAUCUGGAAACAGGCCUUUUCCCCAAAAGCGGCUUCUAAUUUAUGUAAGACCAAAAAAAAGCACAAAAUGAAUGUACAGAUAUAUUUUUUCAUGAGUAAGAUGUUCCUGUGUGAGAGUGUGCAUUGUAGGCCAUGCACGUGUCUUGUGGCAGGUGGUGAUGCUCAGCUGGACUGAAGCGAUGUCACGGGGGCACAGACUGGCUCUGUGUCAGCCACAGGAGGGGGAUGCCAGCCCAGCCAGGCACCCAGCAGGUGCAUGUGGUUUCCUCCUUUUCAAAUGGGAAUAUAAGAGGAAUAAAUUGUUGUUUCGUUGGUUUUUUUGUACC
Harpia harpyja (harpy eagle) is the source of this 2209-nucleotide messenger RNA. It is a transcript of the gene ELF3, whose product is annotated as E74 like ETS transcription factor 3. Gene Ontology annotation, molecular function: sequence-specific DNA binding; DNA-binding transcription factor activity, RNA polymerase II-specific. Lineage: Eukaryota; Metazoa; Chordata; Aves; Accipitriformes; Accipitridae. The record is from RefSeq and is a predicted model, not a curated record. The transcript has 9 exons. Bases 143 to 1258 code for a protein of 371 amino acids. Gene Ontology annotation, cellular component: nucleus. Gene Ontology annotation, biological process: cell differentiation; regulation of transcription by RNA polymerase II.